Molecule: messenger RNA, 2948 nt
Organism: Osmerus eperlanus (European smelt)
Lineage: Eukaryota; Metazoa; Chordata; Actinopteri; Osmeriformes; Osmeridae
Gene: eef2l2
Product: eukaryotic translation elongation factor 2, like 2
Exons: 15
Coding region: 152-2734 (860 amino acids)
Biological process (GO): translational elongation
Cellular component (GO): cytosol; ribonucleoprotein complex
Molecular function (GO): translation elongation factor activity; ribosome binding; GTPase activity
Source: RefSeq, a predicted model, not a curated record
UAGGUCAGUUCGGUCCAUAUGACAUCCCCCAUCUGACUCAACUGUGUCCCUCCUGCACUUAAAGAAGACUGCGCGUCAUUUUCGCUCUUUUCCACCUCCGACUGUGAGGUGCCGGGUACAGCUAGUCUUGUGUCGACAUCUGACAGCAAUCAUGGUGAACUUUACAGUAGAUCAGAUCCGUGAGAUCAUGGACAAGAAGGCCAACAUCAGGAACAUGUCUGUGAUCGCACAUGUGGACCAUGGGAAGUCCACCCUGACAGACUCGCUGGUGUCCAAGGCAGGGAUCAUCGCGUCGGGCCGGGCCGGGGAGACCCGCUUCACAGACACCAGGAAGGACGAGCAGGAACGCUGCAUCACCAUCAAGUCCACAGCUAUCUCUCUGUACUACGAGCUUAAGGAGAGCGACUUGUCCUUCAUCAAGCAGAGCAAGGACGGUCUGGGCUUCCUCAUCAACCUGAUCGACUCCCCGGGCCACGUGGACUUCUCCUCCGAGGUGACUGCAGCUCUGAGGGUGACAGACGGCGCGCUUGUAGUGGUAGACUGUGUCUCAGGUGUGUGCGUCCAGACAGAGACUGUGCUCCGCCAGGCCAUCGCCGAGCGCAUCAAGCCCGUCCUGAUGAUGAACAAGAUGGACCGUGCCCUGCUGGAGCUGCAGCUGCAGCCGGACGAGCUGUUCCAGACGUUCCAGCGCAUCGUGGAGAACGUCAACGUCAUCAUCUGCACCUACGGGGAGACGGAGAACGGGCCCAUGGGGAACAUCCUGAUUGACCCGGUGAUCGGGACAGUUGGCUUUGGCUCCGGGCUGCACGGUUGGGCCUUCACCCUCAAGCAGUUUGCUGAGAUGUACGUGGCGAAGUUUGCAGCCAAGGGCGACAAGAAGGCAGAGAUCCCGCCAGCGGAGCACUGCAAGAAGGUGGAGGACAUGAUGAAGAAGCUGUGGGGAGACAAGUACUUUGAUCCAGCCGUUGGAAAAUUCAGCAAAACGGCCACGAACGCAGAAGGCAAGAAGCUGCCUCGCACCUUCUGCCAACUGGUCCUGGAUCCCAUCUUCAAGGUUUUUGACGUCAUCAUGAACUUCAAAAAAGAAGAGACACAGAAACUGAUUGAGAAGCUGGAUGUGAAGCUCGACGCCGAUGACAAAGAGAAGGAAGGCAAACCUCUCCUGAAGGCAGUGAUGCGGCGCUGGUUACCUGCCGGCGAGGCCCUGCUCCAGAUGAUCACCAUCCACCUGCCGUCGCCCGUCACCGCCCAGAAGUACCGCUGUGAGCUCCUGUACGAGGGCCCCAUGGAUGACGAGGCCGCCAUGGGUGUGAAGAACUGUGACCCUAAAGCACCGCUGAUGAUGUACAUCUCCAAGAUGGUUCCCACCACAGACAAGGGCCGCUUCUACGCCUUCGGCCGUGUUUUCUCCGGCGUUGUUUCCACGGGACAGAAGGUGCGCAUCAUGGGUCCCAACUACACCCCUGGGAAGAAGGAAGACCUGUACAUCAAGCCCAUCCAGAGGACCAUCCUGAUGAUGGGCCGCUAUGUAGAGCCCAUCGAGGACGUCCCCUGUGGCAACAUCGUGGGGCUGGUGGGCGUGGACCAGUUCCUGGUGAAGACCGGAACCAUCAGCACCUUCGAGCAUGCCCACAACAUGAGGGUGAUGAAGUUCAGCGUGAGCCCCGUGGUCAGGGUGGCGGUGGAGGCCAAGAACCCGGCCGACCUGCCCAAGCUGGUGGAGGGGCUGAAGCGCCUGGCCAAGUCCGACCCCAUGGUGCAGUGCAUCAUUGAGGAGUCAGGAGAACACAUUGUGGCUGGAGCGGGAGAACUUCACCUGGAGAUCUGCCUCAAGGACCUGGAGGAAGACCACGCUGGCAUCCCCUUAAAAAAAUCAGACCCGGUGGUUUCGUACCGUGAGACCGUCCAAGAGGACUCAGACCAGAUGUGUCUGUCCAAGUCCCCCAACAAGCACAACAGGCUGUACAUGAAGGCUCGCCCGCUGUCGGAGGGCCUGGCGGAGGACGUGGACAAGGGCGAUGUGUCAGCCAGGCAGGAGCUCAAGCUGAGGGCUCGCUACCUCUCCGAGAAGUACGAGUGGGAGGUGACUGAGGCCCGCAAGAUCUGGUGCUUCGGCCCAGACGGGACGGGACCCAACAUCCUGGUGGACGUCACCAAGGGGGUGCAGUACCUGAACGAGAUCAAGGACAGCGUGGUGGCCGGGUUUCAGUGGGCCACCAAGGAGGGAGCCCUGUGUGAGGAGAACAUGAGGGCCGUUCGUUUCGACAUCCAGGACGUCACCCUUCACGCAGACGCCAUCCACCGUGGCGGUGGACAGAUCAUCCCCACGGCCCGCCGCGUCCUCUACGCCUCCGUGCUCACCGCCCAGCCACGCCUCAUGGAGCCCAUCUACCUGGUGGAGAUCCAGUGUCCUGAGCAGGUGGUUGGAGGAAUCUACGGUGUGUUGAACAGGAAGAGAGGCCAUGUGUUCGAGGAGUGCCAAGUGGCUGGAACACCUAUAUUUAUUGUAAAGGCGUAUCUUCCUGUCAAUGAAUCAUUUGGCUUCACAGCUGACCUGCGGUCCAACACGGGUGGACAGGCCUUCCCUCAGUGCGUGUUCAACCACUGGCAGAUCCUGCCUGGAGACCCCUUUGACGAGAACAGUCGGCCAUGCCAGGUGGUGGCAGAGACCCGCAAACGAAAAGGCCUCAAAGAGGGCAUUCCUGGCCUUGACAACUUCCUGGACAAACUAUAAUGGGCUCGUUUGAACUGCUCCAGAGAAAUUUGUCAUUAUAGCACUUAACUGUCAAAACAAAAUAAAAACAAAAAUAAUGAAAAUACAACUGCGCAACGUAUAAAAACAAAACAAAAAAUGAAAACAUGGGGAAAGGUUUACAGUAAAUAUAGGAUAGGGUGAAUAAAAUCCUUGACAUCUGUUGAAUCACAUCCAAUAAAAAAUAAGCACCAUA